CUUCUCCGGGGGGCGGGGUACUCUCCUCAUGUAAAGUACAGUGCGCAAAGAGCUAAAGUGGUGGAGAGCUGCAAAUGUCUGGAGGCAGCGGGCACAGCAAGAACAGAGUUAACGCUUCUGAAACUGGAUCAUUUAAACGGGAAUACGAACAACCAUGACACUGUUCAGCAGUUUGCUGCAAACCCCGUGUCGCCAAAUAGCCAGGCAUGACCCUUUUUACCGUUCAGUGUUGGCAGCUUUGUUUCAUAACUCUUCCAAAGUCACCAGUAACCAGAGCAUGGAUGUGCAGGACGACGGAGACGAGAAGGACGAUCUGGCCGAAAUCCUGUUGCAUGCACCUCAUGUCCAUCAUGGGGAGGUGAAGACACUGAAGGAAAUGCCCGGGCCUAGUACCUUAACGAACUUGAUCGAAUUUUUCUGGCGAGAUGGUUUUAGCAGGAUCCACAAAAUCCAGGAGAAACAUUCGGAGCAGUAUGGAAAGAUAUUCAAGUCACAUUUUGGGCCUCAGUUUGUGGUAUCCAUUGCUGAUCGAGAUAUGGUGGCGCAUGUUCUAAGGAUGGAGGGCAGAGCGCCACAGAGAGCAAACAUGGAAUCCUGGCAAGAAUACAGAGACCUGCGUGGGCGAUCAACUGGGCUGAUCUCCGCAGAGGGAGAGAAAUGGUUAAAGAUGAGGAGUGUUCUCCGACAAAAAAUUCUGAAACCCAAGGAUGUAGCCAUCUACUCAGAAGAUGUUAAUGAUGUUGUUGCUGAUUUACUGAAAAGGAUUUAUACUCUCAGAAGUAAGGAAGAUGAUGGUGAGACAGUCAACAAUGUCAACGACCUCUUCUUUAAGUAUGCAAUGGAAGGUCAGAUCCAUGUUGACACUAAGGUCAGAGAGAUUCAGAAGCAGCUGGAGAAUGGGGAAGAAGUGAAAGGUGGCCUUCUUACUUACCUAUUAGUCAGUAAAGGCAUGACAUUGGAGGAGAUAUAUGCCAACAUGACAGAGAUGUUACUGGCUGGUGUUGACACCACUUCAUUUACAUUGUCAUGGGCUACUUAUCUACUGGCCAAAACCCCUGAAGCUCAACAAGCUGUGUACGAGGAAAUUCUCAACAACUUGGGAAGAUACCAGGUCCCUCUAGCAGAAGACGUACCCAAAUUGCCACUAAUUCGUGGUGUUGUCAAGGAAACACUUAGAUUAUUUCCAGUGUUACCAGGAAAUGGAAGAAUAACGCAAGAUGACUUAGUUAUUGGAGGGUAUUUAAUUCCAAAGGGGACCCAGCUAGCACUUUGCCAUUAUACAACAUCUCGUAGUGAAGAGUGCUUUCCUGGGGCUGAGGACUUCAAGCCAGAGAGGUGGCUGCGAAAGGAUAAUAUGGAUAGAGUGGACAAUUUUGGAUCAAUUCCCUUUGGUUAUGGAAUCCGGAGCUGCAUAGGAAAAAGAGUGGCUGAACUAGAACUUCACCUUGCACUAAUCCAGAUACUGCAAACAUUUCAGAUUGAUGUUGGUCCAAAGACAAAUUCUGUUCAUGCAAGGACCCAUGGACUUCUGGGACCUGGUGCUCCAAUCAAUUUGAGAUUUACUGACAGGAAGUGAUACCAUAAAGGAAGAUUUUUUUUUCUGUGGACACGUCAUGCUGGAUUCCUUUUUGCAGAUAUACUUGUUCAUUUUAGGAAAUCAAUAAAUGAAACAAGGCUGACCUAACAACAGCAUUAUCCUUCCUACUGCAAAGACACAAUAGAUAAAUACUUGCUAACCGACUGAUAAAAGGAGAGAUGUAGACCAGAGGCACUAAUAAUGAAGAAAUAUAACACUUCUGUAAGGUGGAGGAAAUUAUCUUUCAAAAUGCUUAUAACUUACAUGAUAAGAUAAUGAAAACAAUGAAGUAACAUCCACAAAGUUGUUAAAGCCUUGGGUGCUCCGAAUGUUCUGUCCUUUUUGGUGUAUAGACAUGUAACCCUGUAACUGUGCAUGUUGGAUCUUUCUAAACAAUCAUGCACUGUGCCCUGAAUAGUUAUGAGCCAAUUAGUGAACCAUGACUGGUAACUACUAAGAGAAGGAAGUAAAAUUCUUCACAAGAAAAAUCACCCUUUCAUUAGCAUAAUGGAGUUACUUGGAGAUAAACAAAACUUUAUUCUAUAUUUUCUAGGGAAAAAAAUCCUAAAAUGACUACGUGAAUCAUUUUUUUUGGGCGAAGGGGCAUAACACAUCAAACUCAAGCUAAGCUUCAGCACAUUAAAUUCAGGUACAAACUGCUUUUGUAGUAAAAUAGCUUUCUUCUUAUAAGAACAUAUAAAUUUUGCCCAUUUUUAUUCUGUGCAAUUUGGUGUUGCUUGAUAGUAAAAUAACAUCUAUACCAUACACAAAAAUGGAAAUAUCUUAAUUUUAUUACAUAUGCCAUCCAUAAAACUAUUUGGUUACCAUGAAAUGAACCUUCCAUUGAUGCUGUUCACUUAGAAGAUAUUCUCCACCAGCUGACGUUACAGAAGAGAAUAUUCCUUCCAGUGAGAAGGCAAUAUAGAAUAUGUUAACUAAUAAAUGUAAAACAUACCAGCACUAAAAUUUAUAUCAGCUACAGGCCUUCUAUGUUUUUGAAAUACUUAAGUAGUAACAACCUUAGCUGCCUCAACAUGUACAUGGUCUGGUGGUGUCUGCAGACUUCAGGAUAACCUUAUUUUUUUAGCAGGGAAUUAUAGGCAUCUUUAGGCUUUGAGCUGUGAUUAAAAAGAAUCUCACUCUUUGCUAAUGAUAUGGAAUCAUUACUUCUGUUUACUAUUUUGGUGAAAAACGAGUGAUUCUUCACAAACUAAAGGUCUUAUGGAGCUGUUUAGCAAUAACAAUGACAUUGAGAUUAAUGGCUGACUGUGCAUUACUGAAUUACGAGAUCUCGCACGCACAAAUGUAAAACUAAACAGAAUUAUUUAAUGCACAUUGUUGUGACUUGAACAGUUAGUUUCUUACAACUUUGUAGAGAAAUCUAACAUAUGUAAGGAACAAUAUUUUAUUUGAUUGCACUGUUUUUAUAGUGGCACAUAAUAUUCAAAUGUUUUUUAUAUUUUUUAGAAUAAUAUGCUGUUACAAUUAUUAGAGCACUGUUUUAUAUCACUUCAAAUAAACAUUAUUAGUUUAGCUGUGAAAAGUCUUGUUCCAUCUGUACAAUGACAGUACCUGGCUAGUGAUUGGCAGGUCAGCAUGUCCAACUGGGUAACUAAAAACCUGUACGUGACUACUGCUACAGGUCCUUAAUGACUGGGGGGGGGGGACUGAGAUCUGCUGACUUGUAGACUGGUUAAUCUAUAAUCGAGCACAGGGUCACCUCUGGUAAUUCUGGUUAGAUGGUAAAAAUUUACAUGAAGAAACACAUACAGAGACUCUUGUUUGACCAUACUGGAGUGCAUAUGAAUUUCUUAAUGCAUCUGUGAUUCAGGAAACAAAUGGGGAAUUAAUGAAAACAUUCUACCAAUGACAUACCAUAUGUCUGCAGACUACCUGGGUCUCCUCUGCUUGUUGGCUUACUGUGUCACCAGAUGUUACAAGACAACUUCCUUAUGCAGAUGGGGAGGUCCACUCUCCUCUUGAAGGCUUACGUGGGGUCAAGGCAGCCAAUGACAAUGGACUAGAUUAGGGGAGCAUGGAUAGCCAUGCCAGAAGUCAUCUGAAGGAGACAAAAAAUAAAUAUUUCUGAGCUAAAAGUGGUUGAGGUUCACGAAGUCACAUGGUUUGCAUUUGUAUUAGGCAGUCAUUGAGGAAACUGUUGUGUUCAAGUCCCAUAAAACAUUAACUACACAGCAGAUCCACAUGUAGAAACAACAUUGAAUUGCAUUACAGCUAUAUGCUGCUUAAUGUCUGGGAUAGUUUUUAUAUCCCACAGAACGUUAAGUUGUGUAGAUGUUAAGCAAACACCAUAUUCUUUACAUUGUGCUUUACUUAACGUCCUUCUUCACAACAGCUGACCACAUUUAUAUCUGCUUAGUACAGUGCAGAUGCAAAUGCAGUCGGACAUUGUGUGGAAGGACAUUAAGUGGAACACACCUGUACUGUUAAGCUAGUCUGCAAAUGGAAAUGUUGUUAUAAAAAGUUGACCAUGACACUUAUCCAGUUAGUAAUGUUAACUAACUAAACAUAGCUACUGGAGGUCUCCUGGCCUUGUGCAUCACUUAACUGUAGUUGGCAUAUUGCUCACACUUAAUAAAACAACUUGAUUACAUGGCUCUAUGUCAUAAGAUCGAAAACUCAAAAGACUGAAAACCAAAAUAAUGAACAUGGGAAUUUGCCUCUUCUUCAUUCUUAUGCAAUCUCAGAGUUGGUAUAUAUAAUUAGCAGGGGUUGUGGGGGGCUUGCCCCCUGUAUUAAAAAUGCUUUUGAUAUUUUGAGUUUUAGAUAUUUUAAUUUUCAGUCUUUUUUAACUUUUGAUCUUAUGACAUGGAUCCAGUUACACACAUUUGUGUCAGUUAUUUAUGUACUCAUUUAUUACAGAAAAAAAAUGGUCUCCACAUUCAUCUUUUUCUUUGUUGCAGAAAGAUGCAUUAAAUUGUGUGUUACUUUGGAUUGAACUCUUGACUAUUUGAAUAAGUUAUGCUAGUUCCUUCUACAGGUAAUCUUACAGUCAUUGCAGUAUGACUAACUUAGAUGUUAAUUUCCUUUCAGCAAGUAUUGUUACUACUGGCAGUCUUUGCUGGUCAGGCAUAGUUAUUUCUAACUAUCCUUGUUGAUCUGGUGUAGUUAUUAUUGACUAACCUAGUUGGCCAGGUAUGGUUGCUAUUGCCUGUCCUUGUUUAUCAUGUAUGGUUACUACUGGCAUGCUCAAGGAAAUAAAAAAAGUCUUCAGCUAA
Molecule: messenger RNA, 4812 nt
Organism: Protopterus annectens (West African lungfish)
Lineage: Eukaryota; Metazoa; Chordata; Ceratodontiformes; Protopteridae
Product: cytochrome P450 27C1-like
Exons: 8
Coding region: 155-1576 (473 amino acids)
Biological process (GO): C21-steroid hormone biosynthetic process; cortisol metabolic process; glucocorticoid biosynthetic process
Cellular component (GO): mitochondrial inner membrane
Molecular function (GO): monooxygenase activity; iron ion binding; heme binding
Source: RefSeq, a predicted model, not a curated record